AUGCUUCCCGGCCCCACGCUAAAGGUCAACCCUGGCGGCAGAAUUGACUUGACACUAGUGAACGACCUGGGAAAGGAGGGGAUGGCCAACACGACGGGUCCGAUGAACACGCUCCACGGUCCGAACAUCACGAACGUGCACUUCCACGGCAUGCACAGCGAUCCUAGGGUGGACACCCCUUUCAAAGCUGCACUCCCGGGCGAGACGCUGGUGUACAAGAUCAAUGUCCCGCGUGAUCACGAGCCGGGCCUUCACUGGUACCAUGCGCACUCUCACGGUGCCGUCUACUAUCACGUGAUGGGUGGGAUGUUUGGGGCCAUCGAUGUGGGGGAGGGCGACUUUACGAAGACCCCAGGGCACCCCUUUCAUGGCUGGGACUCGCAGAUUCUCAUGGUGCACCUGUAUCGCCUUAACAGCUCGAAAAGGUGCGACGGGAUGCCGAUGUCAAGCCUUGACGCCGCGAUGGGCUCCCUCCUCCCGUUCGAUCCGCGUAUUGUGGACCGCAAGGGCAACGAGUACAAGAUGCCGGCGGAGCUGUUUCUUGUGAACGGCCAGCAUCGCCCGACCGUGAGGGUCAAGCGUGGCCAUCCAAUGCUGCUGCGCAUCGGCUUUGCUGCAGGCUCGUGCUACAUCAACAUGUCGCUCCCCAAGGAAUGCGCCUUCCACAUGACAGCCAUCGAUGGCGCGCAGUUGCGCCGCACUGUCGAGGUGGUGGAGGGCUGGCUGUACUUCACGACGGCAACGCGACGCAGUCUGCUCGUGUUGUGCGACGAGGAGGGGACGUAUCCGGUGUCCCACACUGACGACCUCUCAGACGCCAUCUUCUACUUGAAGUCGAAAGGGAAGCCGCAGAAGGGUCGUCGUGCUGUAGCCUUCCCCGUGGCCAUGCCCAACUACUCCCCUAGCUACUUGCAGCUCGAAGGUCCCAACACGUUCUACCGCGAGAUCUCGUUCUCGCAGCGGGACCUGCCCAUCAUAAAGCCGUACUAUGUCCUCGGCCAGGGGCCGAACUGCCAGUCGCUGCAGAAUUCGUCGACGUGCCAGUAUGGGUACUUCCAAGGUGAGAUCGGCAGGCACAUCGAGGGCUAUCACGGCUUCACGGUGCCGCUGCACGCCGUUGUGACGGCGCGCGUGUACGGUGACCCGACCGACAACCGGCCGCAUCCCCUUCACUUUCACGUCAACCAUUUCCAGUUUCUCUCCUUCGAGCCCCGCCCCGGGGGCAAUCACGAAAACGAGACCAUGGCCAUGUACGGCGUACACAGCGGCGAGUUUCGUGACACGAUUCCGAUCUUGGACGGCGUCACCACCAUCCGCUGGAAGGCGGCAACGUACGUUGGCGAGGUGGUGUACCACUGUCAUGUCUUCCAACACGAAGACCGCGGCAUGAUGAUGUCCUAUCUGGUCUACUCCCCAGGGAGCAAGGAGGGCAAGGCCGUGCAGCAAUACGAGCAGUCGCAGGCCGGCGCGUUCCUCUCGGCCUGGCCGCACCGAUCCCAUGCGUAUAGCCUUCUCUUUAUGCUCCUCCUCGCCUCCGCAGCAGCUGCGGCGUGGGGAUAUUUUCGACACCGAGGCAUGCGCGGCUCUGCCGACGCUCAAAGCGUCUUUGAUGCACAAUCAUACGCCGGAACGCCAGGGGAGCGCAUCCCCCUUCUCCAGCGGCGCGCGUGA
Messenger RNA from Leishmania mexicana MHOM/GT/2001/U1103, 1671 nucleotides. RefSeq lists its product as hypothetical. The transcript has a single exon. Lineage: Eukaryota; Euglenozoa; Kinetoplastea; Trypanosomatida; Trypanosomatidae. Bases 1 to 1671 code for a protein of 556 amino acids. Gene Ontology annotation, molecular function: copper ion binding; oxidoreductase activity. The record is from RefSeq and is a predicted model, not a curated record.